AUGAUUACUAAAUUCAUUAUGUUUAAAAUGGAUUAAUCAGAAUUAAAUACCAUUAAGUAAAUUGUUUAGCUAACGGAUGGUUAUAUUAUUUUAGGAGAAGAAAUUGUAGAACAAAAAUUUAGUAUCAAUUAAUUAAAAUUAGAAUCUAUGACAAUUGCUUUAAAUAAUCAAUAGUUUUAAUAUUUUCGAAUAGAAAACGGAAAUUGUAUAUUUGAAAAGCCAUACAAAAUUGGAUAAGGACUAUCUAUCAUAUCUAAUAUCGUUGCAAAUGAAAAAUUUAUAGUGGCAUUAAUAUCAAGAUAGGGUAAUAGAAGUUUAAUUCAAUUCAACCCAAAAGAACAGACAAAUUUUCCUUUAAUUCCAAAUCUUCAAUAUAAGCAGUAUCAUAUUAGUAAUUAGAUAUUAAAUAGAUUGUGAGUCUAAAUUUUAACUUGUUUCCUUUAAGGACAGAAUAAUUUUGAUAGAAUUACAUAAAUCAGAAAAUUGUCUCUAUUUAGAAUUUCUCAGUCAUCCUAAUCCAUUAAGUGCAUAAAUGUAAUGUAAAAUAGGAUAAUAUGUAUAAAUAAAACAAAUAUAUAAUAAUGCAAAUUAAAUUCUUAUCAUUAUCGAUGAAGAUUUUUACAUGUUUGAUGGCUCAAAGGAAAUUAUUAAAAUUAAUUAAUAGAUACCUUCAUAAUUUAAGAUAAAAUUUGUGAUAGAGAUAUAAAAUUAAUAACUAUUAAUUUUAAAAGAUAGAUUAGAUAAAUUUUAUAAAUUUUCUGAUUUUCGUUGUGAUUCAGACUAUUGUUUUACAUUAAAAUGCAAAGAAUUACUCAAUGGACAAAUUAAUAUCGAAACUCAGAAAAAACAAUCUAUAAAUAUAUCUAAAUUUAAAGGAGAAUUUUAUAUAUGGAUAAGUUCAAUAUAUUAGUGCAAAGAUGAAGAUUCAAAAGUCCUUUAUAUAAAUACUUUUAAGCUAAAUAAUCAAUUAUAAGCAUAAUUUAUUGAAAACUAUAAAUUUUGGAAAAGUCAAUCAAUUUCAUUUCUUUUUAAAGAUGAAUUCAUAAACGAAUAUAUACUAUUUAAAAAUGAACAAUAAACAAUUAAAGGAAUUUAUAUAAGUUGA
Paramecium sonneborni is the source of this 1105-nucleotide messenger RNA. The record is from the annotation of a GenBank genome assembly. Lineage: Eukaryota; Ciliophora; Oligohymenophorea; Peniculida; Parameciidae.